Siniperca chuatsi (mandarin fish) is the source of this 5929-nucleotide messenger RNA. It is a transcript of the gene xylt1, whose product is annotated as xylosyltransferase I. NCBI's taxonomy places the organism in Eukaryota, Metazoa, Chordata, Actinopteri, Centrarchiformes, Sinipercidae. The record is from RefSeq and is a predicted model, not a curated record. Bases 110 to 2944 code for a protein of 944 amino acids. Gene Ontology annotation, cellular component: membrane. Gene Ontology annotation, biological process: chondroitin sulfate proteoglycan biosynthetic process; heparan sulfate proteoglycan biosynthetic process. The transcript has 11 exons. Gene Ontology annotation, molecular function: protein xylosyltransferase activity.
UCCUCCUCACUCACCACCUCCUCGUCCUCCCUCUACUUCCACUCCUUCCUCCCGUCGCGCUGCGCAGAGCCACAGACGGUCCUCCAGCUCCGUGCAGCCCGGUGCGAAGAUGGUUGGCGGCUUGUGUGCUCGCAGGUUGGCCCGCCGGUCGCGGUCCGCCCUGAUAGCUGCCCUCACGGUGCUGCUGGUGCAGACGCUGAUUGUGUGGAACUUCAGCAGCCUCGACUCCGGCGAAGACAGGGAGAACGGAGGCUCCAACGUGCGGGAGAAGAGGGACCGGGUCGCGGGCAACAAAGCCGCCGGCAGCGACUAUUUCCAGCACGGGGUCCAGCAGCAUCAUCCUCCGCCCGGGAAGGGGACGUCUCGCCACAUACAGCAGCCGGAUGGAUAUUACUCCCACAGGCCGAAGGAGAAAAGUAGAGUGGACAGCAACAACGAGAACUCUGUGCCCAAAGACUUUGAGAACAUAGACAAUAGUAACUUUGGCGCGCGCUCACAGCCACACCGGCAGUCUGUAGGGGCCACCAGCAGCAAGCAGCAGCGGGAGCAUCUGCAGGAGAAGGCCCAUGCCCAGCAGCAGUCCUGGCGGGACAGCUCCCCGAGUCUGGGUCGCAGCUCAAACGAAGUGCUGCCUGUAGGCCACCAGCCGCUGGCGGUCGGCAACAAUGCCUCCUACCCAGGUGGUGAGGGCGUCGCAGGAGUGUCGCGGCAACACUACCGUGCCUCGCAGGCCCAGCAGGCCCAGUCGCAGCACAGACAUCAGCACCCCCACAGGAGGCAGGCGACUGCAGCCCCGCUGGAGGUGACCUACGACCAGCCACCCAAGUGCGAGAUCAGUGGGAAGGAAGCCAUUUCAGCUCUAUCCAGAGCCAAGAGUAAGGAGUGCCGGCAACAGAUCGCUGAGGUGUACUGCAGACACAAGGAAGGGCAGUUAAUGCCUGAGAAGGUCACUCGCUACUGCCCUCUUGAGGGUAAAGCCAAUGCUAAUGUCCAGUGGGAUGAGGACUCUGCUGAGAGCUUUCCAUCAAAACCAGUCAGAAUAGCGUUUGUCCUGGUGGUCCAUGGACGGGCCUCUCGCCAGUUUCAACGCCUCUUCAAAGCCAUCUACCACACCUCGCACUACUACUAUAUACACGUUGAUCAGCGCUCUAACUACCUGCACAGGCAGGUGUAUGCCUUGGCUGCCCAGUAUCCGAAUGUGAGGGUGACACCCUGGCGCAUGGCCACCAUCUGGGGUGGUGCCAGUCUGCUGACCAUGUAUCUUCGCAGCAUGGCUGACCUGCUGGCCAUGAGGGACUGGAGCUGGGAUUUCUUCAUCAACCUCAGCGCUGCCGACUACCCCAUCAGGACCAAUAACCAGUUGGUGGCCUUCCUGUCCAAAUACAGAGACAUGAACUUCAUCAAGUCCCAUGGCAGGGACAAUGCCAGGUUUAUCCGUAAGCAGGGUCUGGAUCGUCUGUUCUAUGAGUGCGACACCCACAUGUGGAGGCUGGGUGACCGUAAAAUCCCAGAAGGCAUCUCAGUGGACGGCGGGUCCGACUGGUUCCUUCUCAACCGCAUGUUCAUCGAAUAUGUCAUCAACUCCAAGGACGACCUGGUCACCAACAUGAAGCGCUUCUACGCCUACACUCUGCUGCCUGCCGAGUCGUUCUUCCACACGGUGCUGGAGAACAGUGCCCACUGUGAGAGCAUGGUGGAUAACAACCUGCGCAUCACCAACUGGAACCGUAAACUGGGCUGUAAGUGCCAGUACAAGCACAUAGUCGAUUGGUGUGGAUGCUCCCCUAAUGACUUCAAGCCUGCAGACUUCCACCGCUUCCAGCAAACGGUGCGGCCCACCUUCUUUGCCAGGAAGUUUGAAGCCAGCGUGAACCAGGAGAUAGUGAACCAGCUGGACGCCUACCUGUUUGGACCGUUUCCCCAGGGAACGCCGAGCCUGAACUCGUACUGGGAGAGUGUGUAUGACGAGCCAGAUGGCGUGGCCAGUCUGUCGGACACGCAGCUCACAUACUACCACUCCUUCUCACGACUGGGCCUGGCCAGAGCUGCCGCCUCGCUGCAGGGGAACCCAAAGGAUCACAGCUGCAGGUACUUCCCCAUGGGCCACCCGGUGUCAGUGCACCUCUACUUCCAGUCAGACCAGUUCCAGGGCUACCUGGUCAAGCACCAUGCCACCAAUCUGGCCACUAGCAAGCUGGAGACCAUGGAGACCUGGGUGGCACCCAAGAAGAACUUCAAGCUAACCACCCCUCCCAGCAACACAUUCAGCAGGUUGCAGUUCGCAGAGAUCGGUACAGAGUGGGAUGCCAAAGAACGUAUGUUCCGAAACUUCGGCGGCCUGAUGGGCCCCAUGGACGAGACGGUGGGAAUGCAGAAGUGGAGUAAGGGUCCUAAUGUCACUGUCACAGUCGUGUGGAUCGAUCCCACCAAUGUCAUCGCAGCCACCUAUGACAUUCUGAUCGACGCCAGCGCCGAGUACACCCACUACCGCCCACCGCUCAACCAGCCUCUGCGGCCUGGUGUGUGGAGCGUCCGCAUCCUGCACCACUGGAGCCCUGUGGCUGAGAUGCACUUCCUUAUUGCCCCGCUGGCCUAUAAUAAGCACCAACCCAUACGACAAGAGGAUACUCUGAAGCUCCACAACGGGCCAGCGAAGAACAGCUACAUGGAGCAGAGUUUCCACGGCCUCAACCCGGUGCUCAACAUCCCUGUCAGCCUGGGCUAUGUGGAGCAGGCCAAGAGGAACGCGGCCCUGACCGGCCCGGAGCUCGAGCGUUGGUUAGACAGCCUGGUGGGCGAGUUGUGGGAGGCAGCCGACGUCUGCGCCGUGGGCCCUACCGCCUGCCCUGUCAUGCAGGCCUGCCCCAAGAACCCUUGGAGCUCCCUGAGCCCAGACCCCAAAUCCCAUCUGGGAGCACCGCACGCCAACGGGCGCAUCAGGUAGCAGCGAGGCCUCCAGCUGGACAGGAGGCCACGGCACAGGAGAUUCACUGUUGAUUUUUAUUUAUUUAAGGGGUUUGUUGCAGGUGGGGGAAGGAAAAGUGUUCUUCCUCUGUCUCAGGAGAAGAAGGAAACAAAAGAAAAGGGGGAUUUUUUGGGGAGGCUGGUGAGGGUGUCUGGAAAGAAAGCGAUGAGAAUGAUUUUCAGAUCCUCCCACGGGGUUCCUCCUGUUAGGGGAUUAUGCUGGCUUUGCUAUUUCAGUUUCUCAGUGUAUUUAUUUUUCUUCUCAUGGCUGAGUUUUACUGUGAUCAAACGUUGCAAUUUUCGAGCAUAUAUUUUGCUGCUGAAUGAAUUAUGAAGUCAGCUUUUAAGCCCUGCACGGGGCACAGCGGUCAUGUGAGUGUGGAUUGUCGACACUGGUUGCAGACGAAGUUCUGCCGAAAAAGGCCUAAGCUGUAAGACAUACGAGGAGGUAGCCUGGUACUGAAUUAAACGUGCCUCCUUAAGUGUAUGUCAAUAUAAACAAAAUUAGAUGAUAUCCGAGCGUUCAGAUACACCCAAACAGUCAAAAAAGAUUAUUUUGAUACGACUCAAAUGCAGCACCAUUAAAAGCAAAUUUCCCGUUUAUGAAGGAACUUUAUUUUAAUAAUGCUAAAAUAUUUUUUAAUAUUUUAGCAUUUUCAAAGCCAAUUACUUCAAAACUCUUGAGUGUCUGAUAGUUCAGUGACUCCGUUUGUAAAUCAGUAGAAUAAAUCAGUAACAGCAGCAUAACUUUUUUCAGUACAGUGUCUGAUUAGAAUGUGGAACUGUUGUGGCUGGGCGAACCGAACCAUCUGCUGCAGUCAGAUUUCAUAAAUAUAGAAAAAGAAAAAUGCAAAUACAGAGGCCUUCUCAAAGUAAUUAAACCUAUUUGGAUUAUACUAGAAAUUUACUGUAGAAAUUUUAGCGUUCUAAAUUCAUGAAUGCUUCAUUUGUGGUUGUUGUACAAUAGUAUUUUAAGACUUAACAUUCACAUAGUGUAGGUUUUUUUUUUUUUAAAUAAACCCAGAUGUUGUGACAGGCAGAGGACAAAGAGAGAAUAGUUUUGUCCGUCUUGGUUUUCUCACCAACCUGCCUCAAACUUGAAACACAAUUAUCUCAAGCUGACCUUAAAAUUCUCAUCCGUGUUUUCACUGUCAUCUGUUUUUUUUACUUUCUUCCAGUCAUUUCAAUGAAACAUUAUGUUGUACAUGAUUAUACAUGAAGUCUCAAAAAUUGUGUGAAUGAGGGGGGGGUGAGUCCAUGAGUCGCUAUUUAUUUAUAAGUUUAUAUUAAUACUGAUAUUUUUAGUCAGUGACUAAAUAACUGCGACGCUGCCUUGGCAGCAUGAUAAAUAUUUUUUUGUAAAGAAAGCCGCCUUUAUUUACAAAGGCCAACACCCCAUUACUUAUACUGUACCUUUUUAUGGCCCCGCACCUGUGUGUUAGUCAGUGUUGUCCUGUCUGAAUAGAUCUUCUUGUCUUGGUUUCUUACAUGGCUGUUUGCCAAGUGCAUCGCAAGAGAAAGCCACCCUGACCUGUGAGGUCAGAGGUCAGCAACCUGACAACCUCACCAAACAGAGAAGGUGAACAAAAACUCUCUUCACAAUCGAACACAUUGGACAACGUCUGGAUCGAAGGCGAAACUGUGCUUUUUGGUGUUUUAUGGUUCCUGUCAGUUUCAGAAUGAUAGUGAGUGGUAUUGAUCUUCAUGCUGUGACGAUAAUGUACAAUUUCAAGUGAAUAUUAUAUUGUGUCUUGAUUGCAAAACGCAUCAUUUAUGAGAUCGGGUCCGUGGAACCUUUUCAACUCUAUAUACAUUUGAAGCACCUUUUCUGCCAUCAAGACAAUCUCUGGACAUUUGAGACAAGUUGAUUAUACUGAGGGUGGCACUGUACCACAACACAUCCUGAACAAGAGGUACGGUCCGAUAUUUGUUUUACUUUGAAAUAAGUUUCAUCUGAAGCCAAUUAGGAGCUCAAUCUGUGAUUGUCAACAUUGUUUAGCCACCACACAAGCUAAGUGAGUGUUUUUACACAGGCAAAUUAAGAGACAUUACUGUUCAUUAAUGUCAAGUUCACCUUGCCUCUCUGUCGGAUGUGUCGAUUAUAAUUGCUAUCACUCCCUCCCUCUCGAAUCAACACAGUUUCUGGGGUUGGGCUGUAAAGGACUAUUUUCUUUUUCACUGGCUGGCUUCUGCUGCCACCUUUUAACUUAUAGUGCCACCGUGCUCAGAACAAUUACUUCACACAAUACAUAUUAUUAUGUAAGCUCAAUGACAGUUUUGGAAAAAGGUGAAUUAAAUAAAUGUAACUCAUUGUGGAAGUCCUAUUUUGUAACAAAAUGAUUAACAAAUGAAGAAGAUGUACAUAGGUAUUUUGUAUUGAACUAUUGUUUAAAAGGUAUUGUACAUGUAAAUACAGAUGUGGUAAAAUGACAUUGAAUUAGUAAGAGUUUUUGAAGUGUCAAUAACUGGGCACAAAGAGUGAAUUGAUGGUGUUUAUUGAUCAAAAUACAUAACUUGUUUCAGUGUUUUUGGACAGCUGUGACAACAACCUUGUCCUAUUUGCCUCAGAGAAAAUCACAUGCCAGAUUGUUGUUGUUCUUGCUGGAAUGUAAUGUUGAGCAACUGUUGCACAAAUUUCUCUGAACUGACGUUUCCCCCGUUAAUUAUUUUCCGGGGAGGCUCUGUGUGCCUUAGCUGACUUUUAGAACCUUCUCUGUCCAUUAAAAGAUAAACCUUAUUUUGCUAUUUGUUUUGAUCUGAUGUGAAGAAUACCAUGAGUUUUGUCAAGUGAUUCACUGGUACUGCAACACCAAAAAGAUGUCUGCUGUUGUAUAUAUAUCAUCAGGCCUUCUGUCUUAUCAGCUUUUUUUUUUUUCCCCUUUGGGGGAUUUGUUUUGUUGUACUUGACUGGCUUGUUUUACUUUUCUCUGAUUGCUUUUUGGAAAUAAAAUUCUAUGGAAAAACA